Molecule: messenger RNA, 3321 nt
Organism: Guillardia theta CCMP2712
Lineage: Eukaryota; Cryptophyceae; Pyrenomonadales; Geminigeraceae
Exons: 9
Coding region: 1-3321 (1106 amino acids)
Biological process (GO): phosphorylation
Molecular function (GO): kinase activity; ATP binding
Source: RefSeq, a predicted model, not a curated record
AUGAGACUGCAGCGAUCACCUUCCUUUGAGUCUGCUGUCAAAAUCAUCGAAGCACGAAAGGCCCAGGAGGAGUCGCAUCUUAAAGAAGCCGAUGAUUUCUACAAGAGUGAGGGAGGCAGACUUUACCGAAUUCCGUUCUCCUAUCAGAACAGUCAAGGAAGACAAGAAGGAGUCGUGAAAGCAAAAGUGAAGCAGUCGAAGGUUGAAAUCAAUGUCAUUCCAGAAAGGGGAGACAAGGGGCCUGGCCCACUUGUCUUGCAUUGGGGCGUUGCUGAGAAAGAACCUGGAGAGUGGACGCUGCCCAAUCAAGAAACCAUUUCCGCAUUGGAGAGUGGAGAAGCGCACGGGAAGGCUGUAGAGUCUAAGUUCAAGACUGAGGUUGGAACAGUAGAGCAAAGUAUCAAAUUUGAGCUUCGAGGUUCGUUGCCUCCAUCAAUCUCUUUUGUGCUCAAAGACACCUCAAAUGGAGCCUGGUACAAGGCAGACAAUCAUGAUUUCUGCGUGCCGAUCACUGAGGAAGCCACCGUCGCCCGGGAAAUCUUUGAUUUUGAGAAGCAGGGCCAUGUCACCCUGAUGCAUCGAUAUCAUAUGGCUUGUUCUUUGAUUGAUCGCGCUCCCCCAGGCGAGGCUGGACGUGACAUCUUGUAUUUCGUCUUCAUUUGGCUCAGGUUCUCGCAGAUUAGGCAGCUUUCAUGGCAACGUAACUACAACACGAAGCCGAGAGAGUUGUCGCAUGCAUCUGAGCAACUGAACAAGUUGAUAUCCUGGAGAUGGAAAAACUCAGGUCCAAUUGAAAGAGAAAUUUUCCGCUUAAUGCUUGGUUGUAUUGGUCGUGGUGGGUCUGGAGGUGACGGUCAAGCCAUUCGCGAUGAAAUUUUGCACAUUAUGCACAGACAUAGACUGCCGGAAUCCAAGGGUACAUUCGUUGAAGAAUGGCAUCAAAAGUUGCACAAUAACUCCACACCCGACGACAUCAUUAUUUGUCAGGCGUAUCUUGCAUUCUUGCACUCGAAUGGAAAUUUGGCAGAGUUCUGGCGUGUAAUCCAUGAGAAUGGCUUGAACCGCGAGAGGCUGAAAGGAUACGAGCGUGCAAUCGUGACAGAGCCUCAAUUCUUUGGUGACAAGAAGGACGGUCUGAUCAAUGAUUUCAACAACUACUUGAGGAUCCUCAAGAACGUUCACGCUGGGGCUGACUUGGAGAAGUGCGUUGAGGUUUGCCGUGGCUUUCUGGAAGGCCACAUCAACGUUCUCCUUGAGAGCAUCUUGCGGGAGCGAGGAGCUAACGAGGCCCGCACUCCAGCCGUUAUCGACUCCAUUACUGAGGUCAGGCAGUUGAUCGGUGUCAAGAUGACCAAGGAGGGAGAUAUUAUGAAGCUGCGCGAUCUCCUCUACCUUGACCUUGGCCUCGAGGCGCAGCUCAGACUCAUGGCUGAACGCUCGUUGGGCUCUCUGGACUCGGUGGAGCUCAACACAGGAGCGCGUGCUCUCACCCUGUGGGUCGGGUUGGCCCUGGAGAACUUGGUGUACUCAUCCUCCCCUGCCAAGGGCACGUUGGACCCCAACGUCCAAGACUCGCAUGCCAACGAGCUGAAAGCUUGCUUGAGGGACUGGGUCCAGCUCGAAGAAGAAGUUCACAAGGGGAUGACGCAAGGCUGGCCCACCAAGGCCAUGGCUGUGGUUGAGAGAAUGAGAAGGGCCAUGGGCGACUAUGUUGACGGCAUCCAAAACAACAUGCAGAAGAGAGCAGAGUAUCUUGGGUACGGUUUGUGCGCUGUCACACCAGAGAAGAUCCCUGAGAAGUGGAGCAUAACGUUGUUCUCUGAAGAACUUGUUAGAGGAGGCGGGUGCUCGUUUGUUUUGUCCUCCUUCCUCAGGAAGCUGGACAAGGUGCUUAGAAAGCUGGGCGGUGGAACCAUGUGGCAAGUGAUCUCGACUGGGAAGCCGGGAGCUGUGGGUCAGCUUGUGGAGGUCCACGACCUGAUGUCGGUCCAAAGUGAGACUUACUCGAAGCCGACGGUCCUCCUGGCGAACUCGCUCUCGGGCGAAGAAGAAGUUCCUCCUGGAGUGGUUGGUGUGAUCACUCCUGAUGCUCCUGACGUGUUGGCGCACAUCUCUGUGAGGGCUAGGAAUCUCAAAGUUCUGUUCGCCUCUUGCUUCGACCCUGAUGAGUUUGACAACCUCGGGAAGCUUGUGGGCAAGACGGUAUCUUGCCAGAUUAGCGGAAACAGAGUCACUGUCACAGAGACAGGAGAUGUUGCUUCCGGAGACGACAUGAACCAACUCAACGAGGGCCUCAAGAACCUUAAGCUCGAGCUGCCUCCUCCAGCCAAGUUCACCUCCUUCUGCUUGCCUGAGGCAUCCAUAGACGUCAAGGCGUCGCCCAAGACCUUCGGAGCAAAGAGCACCAACAUCGUCGCGGUGCGGAAGCUGCUUCCUGACUGGAUCCAAACCCCCCGAAGCGCGGUUGUGCCGUUUGGAGUGUUCGAGAAGGUUAUGAGCUGCCCCGAGAACAAGGAGAUCUCCAAGGCAUACAACGCCAUCAUAGACAAGGAGCUGAAGGAGACCAAGGAUCCGCACGGGGUGCUGCGGAGGCUCAAGGAUCUUACCCUCUCCCUCUCCGCCCCCAACGACCUCGUGACGCAGCUGAAAUCUUCCCUGGAGAAGUCCGGCAUCAUCACGUCCGGAGAGUUGGAGGGGAAAGAGUGGGACGAGGCGUUCAUGGCACUCAAGGGUGUCUGGGCUUCCAAAUGGAACGAAAGGGCCUACUGGAGCUGCAAGAAGUCCAACAUCCCGGUCCACCAGGUCCAGAUGGCCGUCUUGAUCCAGAGGCUGGUGGAGGCUGAGUACGCGUUUGUGAUCCACACGGUGAACCCGGCCACUGGCGACUCGACGGAGAUGUAUGCUGAGAUUGUCGUUGGGCUGGGAGAGACUCUGGUUGGAAACUUCCCUGGCAGAGCCCUCGGGUUCUCAAUGAAGAAGGAUGGAUCAGGAGAUCCGACUGUCCACUCGCUACCCAGCAAGAGCGUCGGGCUCUUCGGCGGAGGUUUGAUUUUCCGUUCGGACUCCAACGGAGAGGACCUUCCUGGGUUUGCAGGAGCAGGGCUGUAUGACAGUAUCCCGAUGGUCAAGAACACCAAGAAGACGUUGAUGUACUUCAACGAGAAGCUCGCGACCGACAGAGGGUUCGCAGAUAAGAUUAUGCGAGGAGUCUGCAAGGUUGCUGUCGAUGUCGAGAAGGCCAUGGGUGGAACGCCGCAGGACAUCGAAGGGUGUUACAGGGACGGAAAGUUCUACGUAGUUCAGACGAGACCUCAAGUGUGA